Prosopis cineraria is the source of this 3825-nucleotide messenger RNA. Its product is annotated as probable disease resistance protein At4g27220. The record is from RefSeq and is a predicted model, not a curated record. Gene Ontology annotation, molecular function: cysteine-type peptidase activity; ADP binding; protein binding. The transcript has 11 exons. Bases 230 to 3712 code for a protein of 1160 amino acids. NCBI's taxonomy places the organism in Eukaryota, Viridiplantae, Streptophyta, Magnoliopsida, Fabales, Fabaceae. Gene Ontology annotation, biological process: proteolysis.
UGGCACUGUUCUUCGCCGGCACUCGGCUUCUCCCUUCUCUUCCCUUCCCCAUUUGAACUACCCUUCUCCCUUCACCCUGCCAUUCUGCUUCAGAUUGCCUGAAGAAGCAGAAACGUCGGAUAGCACAGAGACAAGAUUAUCCCAGAUUGCCUGAAGAUGUCGGACCUAUAACUUAGGCCUUAGGGUUGUCCAAUACUCCGGUUUAUAUAUAUUGGAUGAUCCAACUCCAAUGGAGGAAGGAACAAUGAAAGAACCAAUAAACGCGGGCACCAAGCAAAAGGAGAAGAUAAAAGUUGGGCCAUUUUUAGUUUCUCCUCCACCGAAUGAACGCGAAUUGCAGUUGAUACAAUUUGUUUUCAACCCUUCAUGGGACGAGUAUCUGGUUUUUUCUUCAUCACAUUCAUUUUUGGAUAAAUAUGCCUUUACCACACUUAAACCACGGACUUGCUUGAAUCCACUGGUGAUAGAUGCUUUUGUUGAGAUCUUUACUGACAUUGAACGAAAGGAAAAAGCUAAUCCUCGUCAUUGGUAUCUUCCGGUGUCAUUUUCGAGAAUAGCAGAUGGUGGCUACGUAAGCUACUUCCUCGACUUUGUCAAACGGAAUAAUAUAAAAGAAAACUACAUGUCUGAUCACUUGGUUGACUGUGAAAAGAUAUUCAUUCCGGUUCAUGUUGGGCAAAAGUUAGAUGGACAUUUUUAUUUAUACAUUAUUGAUUUAAAGAAUAAAUUGGUUGAAAUAUGGGAUUCUUUAUUGGGUGAUGAAUAUAUGACUAAAAUAGAACGUGACGAGACAACUCAAAAUUUGCUGAUUGCCAUGGAAAAUCUCUUCAAGGAUACUACGUUCACAAAAUUUGAUCAGACGAUGGCGAAUAAUAUUCCAUUACAGUCCAACAAGUAUGAUAGUGGCAUAUUCGUUAUUAACUUUAUGCAACAAAUGAUUCAUUCAAUUCAGGUUAACAGCAAUGAAGGACGGCUGAAUCUAGCUCUACAGUUACUUAACAGUAACUUGAAUAAGGAAAAAGCAAAUCUAUAUUGCAAAGCAGAAAGUUCACAAGUAAAAGCAAAAGAAGAUUCAUAUAUGUCUCGAGUUAAGAGAAGGCGUGCUAGCCCUGAAAAUGUUGGAAGAGAGGCAUAUAUAGAAUUGGAUGGUUCUAAUAGAAAAGUUAAGAGAGACCAUGUUGAUUUGAUAACAGGAUGUUCUAAAGGUUACGUAUUACCAGCAACAAAUUUAGUAGGGGAAGAGUUUCAAGAAUAUAUUGAACAAAUAUGGAAGUGGAUAAUCGAAGAUAAGGCGUCAGCAAUUGGGAUAUGGGGAAUGGGAGGGGUGGGGAAAACAGCUUUAGCAACUCAUAUCCAUAACAAGCUUUUAGAAGAAGUAAGUGGUGACUUUGAUCAUGUCAUUUGGGUAACUGCAUCACAACAUCAAAGCAUUUGCCAGUUGCAAAAAGUUGUGGCUGCAUCAAUUGAUUUGGACAUAUCUAAUGAGUAUGAGGUUAAAAGAAUUGCUGGCAAAUUAUUCCAAGCAUUCAAACAUAUGAAUAGAUAUGUUCUUAUUUUUGAUGAUAUUUGGGAUCCUAUUUUUCUAGAGGAGGUCGGAUUACCUACUUCAUAUAACCAAAUUACAUUGAUUUUGACAACCCGUUCAUUGGAAGUAUGUCAAGUCAUGAAUUGCAAGAAUAUCAUAAAAGUAGAACCUCUCCGGGACAUUGAUAGUUGGGCUUUGUUUGAAAAGACUAUGGGAGUCAAUGAAGGAUUGUCAUUGGAAGUUGAGAAGAUAGCACAGGAUAUUACAAAUAAAUGUGAAGGAUUGCCCCUUGCUAUUGUUAUAAUUGGAAGAAGCAUGAGGGGGAAAGAACAUCAAAUAUUGUAUUGGAACCAUAUCUUGAGCUGCCUUCAAGGAAUGGAGGAUUGGCAAUAUGAUUUGAACAAAUGGGUAUUUCCUGUUCUGAGAUCUAGUUAUGCUCGGCUAAUAAAUAAUAAAUUACAAGAAUGUUUUUUGUACUGGGCCUCACAAACUGAUGAAGAUGAUUCUGGCCUGAAUUGUCGAAAUGUGAUAAGAAGAUUUAUCUAUAUGGGAUGGAUCGAUGGAAUGAAGUUGAUAAAUAAGUAUGAGGAAGGUUACAACAUAUUGGAUAAAUUAAGGAAGAAUAGUCUAUUGGAAGACCCAUUAUUAUUGCGACCAAGAUGGGGAAUGCACAAUUUACUCAAGAUGAUGGCUAUAGGUAUUGCAAAAGAGAAUGAUAAAAUCAUGGCAAAAGCUCAACUGAAAUUGAACAAAAUACCGGAGGAUAACUUGUGGAAAGAAGAUUUGGAAAAAGUAUUUUUGACAGGAAAUAAUAUACAAAAUAUACCAGUUGGCAUAUCUCCAAGAUGUUCUCAACUUUCAAUGCUUCUUUUAAAUUGUAAUACUACUCUUGAAUGGAUUUCAGACGAUUUUUUCAACAACAUGCCUGCUCUUAAAGUUCUUGAUUUGUCUGAGACAGGUAUUGAGUGCUUGCCAAACUCUAUAUCCAACUUGAGAUGCCUCAUUACAUUAUUAAUCUCAGGAUGUGAAAGAUUGAGGUAUGUACCUUCAUUAGGAAAGCUACAAGGGCUCAUAUCAUUGGACCUUUCAUCUACUGCCAUCACUGAAGCACCAUCAGGCUUGGAAUCAUUGGAGAAUUUUAAACAUCUAAACCUACAAGACACAAAAGAGUUAAAAAUGUCAACUUCAAUGAUAUCCAAAAUGACCAAUCUACAAUCUCUUGAGCUUAAUAACUGGACUCCGAACUUAAUAGAAGUUAAUGCACAAGAUCUACAAGGUUUAGACAAAUUAGAAGCUAUUACAGUCAAUUUUUGUGACAUCAACCAAUUCAAUGCUUAUGUGAGUAGUUUACAAGUUAAAGAUUCUGCACUUGAAACCUUUUCUCUAACUUUAUCAAAGACAAAAGAAUACCCCAAUGAUAUGGUUGAAGAUUUUGAAAUGCAGUUAGAAGGAAUCGACCCCUACCCCAGUCAAAUGGUAACUUUUAUGGACAUAGAUUUGGGAGCUAGUGUAGUGAUGCUACCAGAAAAUAUCAGGCAGUUGUUUAUAUGCGAGUGUCACACUGGGCAAUGGAAUGAAUAUCCCGCAUGCCGUGUCUUAUCAUUUUGUAAUAAUGAUAAUCUACACCGAAUUGACACUUUGGAUAUUAGGAGUUGCGAUGAGUUGGAGUGCUUGUGUUGUUACUCUACUAGUUGCUGCUUUUGCUCCUCCGUUAAUCUCUUUGGGGAUCUAACCCUCGAAGAUUUAAAGGACUUGAAAGAUAUUGUGUCACCACUUGCUCCAUCCUUGCAUCUACCCACCAUCCCCAUCUUAUUUUCUAAUCUCAAAUCUCUCUAUAUUACCAGAUGUCACAGUAUGACGAUUGUACUGAUACCUGAGUUAUUAGCACAGCUCCGAAGUUUGGAGUUCAUCAAUGUGGGGUUUUGUAACUCCAUGAGAGAAAUUGUUGGAGAGGAUCAUCGCCUUUCGUGCCCUACUUUAACUCUUCCCAAAUUGAUCACAAUGCAAAUGUGGGAACUACCAGAAUUGAAGUUCGUGUACAAAGAGAUCCUGUACUGUCCUUCUCUCAGGAAAUUUUUUGCCUCCGACUGUGAUGAAUUAAGUCACCCUCAGAUACAGAUAAAUGAAAAUGCACUGCAGAUGGAGAAGAACCAAUAUUAUGGACGAUACUAUUGGUCCAUUUAUUAAUCAGGGAAUUGAAGGUGUGUUUGUGUUUCAGUUCAUAUUCCUUACAAGCAUUGUCUUAACUGGCGCGCGAAAGAUCAAGCUGAUCUCUUCAUUACAAUUUUUUUUAAAAAAAA